This is a messenger RNA of Argiope bruennichi, 3687 nucleotides long. Its product is annotated as ras and EF-hand domain-containing protein-like. The record is from RefSeq and is a predicted model, not a curated record. Gene Ontology annotation, molecular function: GTP binding; calcium ion binding; GTPase activity. The coding region runs from base 639 to 3098 and encodes 819 amino acids. The transcript is spliced from 19 exons. Lineage: Eukaryota; Metazoa; Arthropoda; Arachnida; Araneae; Araneidae.
UAGUUUACGCAAGGACGCGUCUGCAUGCGCCUGUCAAGGAUGACAUCGCUCAGAUAAGGAAAUCUUUUCGCAGUUUCCGAAUGCAGGGGAAAAACAUGGCUGACAAUUCGGAUUCAGAAAGAAGGAUUUUGACAGCAGAACUCGAAAGGAUACAUUCGGAAUUUCAGUUCAGCAUUUGAAAAAUAAAAUCGAAUAUUACAAAUUCUUUCAGAACAUUGUUGUGGUUUGAUGAGAUGUAAACAACUAAUAAGAUAUUGCUUAUAUCAAUAUAGCCUGUCAAAUUUAAUUUUAUUGGUAAAUUUCCGAAAUCAAGUAAAGUGAAUCGAGUUUAAAACUGUGGAAUACAUUAUUUUAGUUUAUGAUUGAUAUAUUUUUGCUAUUUUGCUUUGUAGAAAAUUAAGCACGGUGAUAUUUAUAUCUCCUAUUUCAUUUUACUUUCACUGCUAUUUGAUCUUUAGAAAUAUUCUUAGUGAAUGGAUUUACUUUUGUUGCACAACAAAAUAAUAUCCCUUGGAGAAAUUAUUGUUCAGCUUCAGUAUUUUCCAAGCAGUUCUUGAUUUUAGUUCCCAAUUAUCAAUGAAUUCAUACAUCAUUUUUUGUGUUGUGUUGCUUUAAUCUGAAAUUUGCAAAAUAUCAAAAUGAUGGCGGCACAGUUGCAACAAUUCUUCAAAGCCUGCGACCCGGAGGGCACCAGAUCGGUGGACAUCGAAGCCUUCCGGGACCUUUGCAGCCGCCUGAACAUAGCAAAAGAGGAUGCCGAUGUGAUAUUCGAGGAUUUAGACCUAGAUCGUGAUGGGAGAAUCAGUUUUACAGAUUUUUCCAGAGGUUUUUCGAACUUUAUCUCCACCACUGAGGCGUGCGAUGCGAGUUCUAUUCAAGACCAAGAGUCCGAAAUUGACAUUGGAAAUUCUGACGAGGCGACAAAACAGCAUGUGUGGACCACCCUCACCAACGAGGCUGAGAGAGUGGGCAAAAAGAGCAGCGACGAGGGCAAGCUGAAGUGGCUCCUGAACGAACUACAGAUGUCCGAGCAGCGGCAUCUCGUGCCUUACCUGGAGAGCGCCGUCGAGGAACUCAUCACCAAUCUGCACCAACUUCAGGAAGAGAAGUCGAGGCUCGAGGACACAUGGCGCAGAGAGAAAAUAGAACACGAGAAACACCUGAAAAGAAUGGAGGAGGAGCUCGACAACCAAGUGAAGGAGGCAGAAUUGAAAAUGCGAUUAAAGGCCCAAGAAGAAGUUGAAGAAGAAAGAAAGACCUUGCAAAGCAGAAUGGAUUCGGAAUUUGACAAGUUGCAAUCGCAUCUGCAACUCAUGGAAAAAGUCUAUUCUUGGUUGAGGACACAGCCCACCGAACAGCGAGACGUGCGACUGGACGAAGUGCGAACGAAGCUCGACGAGGCUGUCCACGAUAAUCGGCAGCUGCGCAUGUCCCUCUUGGACACACAGACGAGCAUUGCGCUCAUGCGAAGCGAGCUGUUGCAGUUGAGAACCAUGUAUGAAGAGAAGUGCCGAGAACUCAGCAGCGAAAGAGAAAGAAUUUUAGAAGUUUUGCAGGAGCAAGACCAUCUGAGUAGACAACUCAACUUAUUACAUGAUGCCAAUAAACGACUAUUAGAUUCUCACGAUGUUUUGCGGAAUAAUGUAGAAAAUCCAGGAAAACAGGGCCACACCAACAUCUACCGCUGCAAGAGCGGCUCCAUUAUUGGAGACUAUUUGGAACCAGCCCACGCGUACGACAUUACGGGUAGAUUCCAAGAAGACGAAAAUGACGAAGACAGUGAAAGCGGAGCAUACAGGAGGCCCAAGUCGAUGGACAGUACGUAUACGUGCCAGAUUCGGAGAAGACCUAAGCCUAAAGACAGACAACUAGCCCAACAGUCCCUAAAUCAAUCAGACAGUGGUGUGUCGACUGUCAGAGAUUCUGGGGAGGUUGACGAGAACUGGGACAUCUCUCCCCCCUGCGCCGUGGACAGCGAAGAUGAGUACACAGAGAUAGACCAUGCUGCCAUCUCUAGACGAGAGCGUCUCAGGAGGGACUCUGGGCAGUCGAGGGCCAGCAGGCCAGCCUCCAUGCCACCCCCUGCUUCCGAGAAGAUUCUGAAAAUCGAAUGCUAUCCCAGAGGAGUGGAUUCAUACGAGCUCCAGCCUAGCAACAGCCAGGAUUCUCUGUUGCCUACCGACACGCUGCCCAGGAGAAAGAUAUCGGACAUCAAGAAGCAGCUGGGAAUUGAGGACAAACCAGUGAGUUGGAAUAGAAGUUGGUCCCCUAAUCCUGCUCAGUGCUCAACUCCCAAAGAGCAGAGUAAUGGAUAUGUCCCGACCCCAAUGCCGAGAGCUUCCAAAAUCAACUGUAUCUACGAGUCCAUAGACAAUGAUGAUAGUCUGCCUAUCACAUCUCAGUCCAUAGACAACUCGGUGGAAGUGGAACAGCUAUAUGAACCGACGGGCCCGCCGGAACAGACUUUCAAGGUCAUUUUCGUAGGAGACGCAGGGGUCGGUAAAUCCUCCUUCGCCCUUCGAAUCAGCAAAGGCGUCUUCGUUAGACACAUGAGUUCCACUCUAGGUCUCGAUUUCCUAAUGCGAACCCUUCGAGUGGACGGCAAGAAUGUGGCCGUGCAGCUGUGGGAUACUGCCGGACAAGAGAGAUUUCGCAGUAUUACAAAGACGUAUUUCCGCAAAGCAGAUGGUGUGAUGUUGUUGUACGACUGCACCUGCGAGCAAAGCUUCCUCAAUGUCAGGCAGUGGGUCGAGGACAUUGAUGUCGCCUGUUUCUACAGCAUGAUGGCCGAAAAACAGUCUUCAGGCAGGAAAUCUUCUAAUCAGCGAAUUCCUCUAAUGAUUGUCGCCAAUAAGAUCGAUUUGAGAGAGAUGGCGAUAAAAACUGGAACGAUCUGUGUGACUACUGAACAAGGAGAGAAACUAGCCAAGGAUUGCGAUACAACAUUUAUGGAGGGGAGUGCGAAAGAUGGAUCUAAUGUUUUGCAUGCUUUGGCAAAUCUUGUGAGAUCCAUGAUAGCACGAAAAGACCUUCAGCUGUCAGCAUCCACUAUGCAACUGUGCGAGGCGAAGCCAAAGAAAUCUUGUUGCGGAAAAUGAGGGAACACCUGCUGCAUUUGAUUUCAUUUGACAACGUGCAAGUGUGCCCCUGGAUGUUACGAAACAAGAACACGCUUGUUUUUCCAAUGAAUCAUCAGAUUUUUAUACAUCAUGCAAAAAACUACAGACAGCUGCACAAAUCUGAUGAGCUUACCGUAUAUUUUGUUUAUCAAAGAUUGAGUCAUCUAUAUUCUUAUACUGACGAACAUUUCUUAUUGAUAAUUAAUUAAAUGUUCUUUGCAUGUAUUCCGAAACAUUUGGUUUAUAAAAAAGUACUUUUGAAAAAUCGUUUGAUUUCUGAAACCAACUUCUCAACAAGGAAUAAAAUGAAAUGCUACAGUUGUUCAGUUUAUGCAAAAUAAACGACGAUACUAUUGAUUAAAACCCAAACAGAUGAUAGCUACGAUAACAUAAUGUCUAAAUAUAAAAAUAAUGGACGAGUAUUUUUAAGUAAUAACAUAAUUUUACAUGAGAAAUUUUUUUUUUAUUUUCUCUAUUUAUUUGGUUAUUAAAAAUGAAUGCUAAAUAAAUAUGCAGUUUGCUAAUCGAAAGCUAUUGACAUCCAGAUUCUAAAUUGAAGUAUAAAAUU